AUGGCACGAAUCUUCAUCACAGGCUCAUCCGACGGCCUUGGCGCCCUCACAGCCAAACGCCUCAUCGCCCAGGGCCACCAGGUAGUCCUCCACGCCCGCAACACCCAGCGGGCCACCGACGCCCAGGCCGCCUGCCCAGGCGCCCACGCAUGCCUGAUCAGCGACCUGCGCACCAUGGAAGGAAUAAAAGCGCUCGCGGCAGAGGCUGACAGACAUGGGCCUUACGACUGCGUGGUGCACAAUGCCGGGGUCUGCGGCGCGGCGCGGUCGGCGCGGGAGCUGUUUACUGUCAACACGCUUGCUCCAUACGUGCUGACCUGUCUCAUGGCGAGGCCGCGGCGGCUGGUGUACGUGUCGAGCGAGCUGCACCGGUCCGGGCAGGCGCGGCUGGACGCGCUCGAGAAGUCGGCGUAUGGGGAUACCAAGCUCCACGCUGUCAUGCUGGCGAAAGGGGUUGCGAGGAGGUGGGCGGAGGUCGAGAGCAAUGCUGUGACCCCCGGCUGGGUGCCGACGAAGCUGGGCGGAUUUGGUGCGCCGGGAGACAUCGAGGCUGGCGUGGAGGGGUUUGUGAUGUUGGCGCUGGGCGAGGGCAAUGCGAAAGGAGUGACGGGAACGUACUUUCAGCAGUCCAAGAUGGCGACCUGUUCGGAGGCGGGCGAUGAUGAAGGGCUCCAGGACGGGUUACUGAGGAAAUGUGCUGAAAUGAGUGGUGUCGACGUGCCUCAGUAG
Messenger RNA from Cryphonectria parasitica EP155, 729 nucleotides. RefSeq names its product NAD(P)-binding protein. The record is from RefSeq and is a predicted model, not a curated record. NCBI's taxonomy places the organism in Eukaryota, Fungi, Ascomycota, Sordariomycetes, Diaporthales, Cryphonectriaceae. The coding region runs from base 1 to 729 and encodes 242 amino acids. The transcript has a single exon.